CGCGCCAUGGCGGACGCGCAGUUGCAGGAGGCGCGCACGCUUUUCGUGAGCAGCGCCAGCAAGGAUGUCAUCGGCUGGCUCCUGGACGAGCUGCUUGGCAAAGAGGUCCUCAACGCGGAGGAAAGAGACGAGGUGUGGGAGAAGGCCAAGAAGCAGGACCAAGCGAGGACCCUGAUCGAUCUCGUGAAGAGGAAGGGCCCCAAGGCCAGCCAGCUCUUCAUCGAGGCGCUCCAACGCCGGGAUGCUCCUUUUGCCGCAAAGCUGGACUUUUCCGCCUGCCCCUCUGGAGCGCUGGUUGGCCAGCCACUCCAAGCCCCCGAUCCGAGAGCAAUUACCUUGGCAGGGAAGGAGCAGCCCUUGCAGUACAAAGAUGGGCUGGUGCUCUGUCCACGGGAGCUGUUUCAGAAGAUACAAGGCCAGGAAGGCAGUGAGAUCUACCCUAUCAAGGACCCAAAGGCGCGCACCCGCUUAGCCCUGAUCGUCUGCAACAUUGAAUUUGAGCACUGCACCAGAAGGAAUGGGGCCGAGAUCGAUCUGGCACAGAUGACGCAGCUCCUGGAAGGGUUGGACUACAAAGUGGAGGUGGAGACCAAUCUGUGCUCGCAGGGCAUGGCUGACUGUCUGAAGCACUUCGCUGCCCGGGAGGAGCACAAGGCCUCAGACAGCACCUUCGUGGUGCUCAUGUCCCACGGCCUCCGGGAUGGCCUGUGCGGCACCAAGAGCAGCGAGCAGCAUCCAGACAUCCUCCCUGUCGAUCUGGUAUUCUCCACCUUCAACAACAAGAACUGCCGGGCCCUCAGGGGAAAACCCAAAGUGAUCAUCAUCCAAGCCUGUCGAGGGGAGAAUAAGGGGUUUAUAUUUGUGGCUGAUACGGCUUCGACCAGUGCUCCAUCGCACAGGUGUGCGGUGGGGGCCCCGGAAGGGUUGGAAAAGGACACCAUUCAGAAAGUACACGUGGAGAGCGACUUCAUCUGCUUGUAUUCCACAACUCCAGAUAAUGUGUCCUGGAGAAGCCCCCAGACUGGCUCCAUCUUCAUCGUCCAGUUGGUUGAGGAGAUCAAGAAACAUGCCUGGAACUGCAACUUGGAAGAGAUUUUCCGGAAGGUCAUGUGGGCCUUCGAAAGCAAUCCCUGCCAGAUGCCCUCCAAGGACCGGACCACCUUGAGCAGGAAGUUCUACCUCUUCCCGGGCCACUGAUCUCAAACUGAACUCCGGCCGCGCCUCCAGCUGGCGUUCGGCUGCAGCAGACCAGUGAUCGUUUUUCGGAGCCUCCCCCCAGUGUUUCUCCCGGGUUUCCAGACAACGCGUUGCACCUCCACCAGCUUCUGGAAAGGGCCUUGCUGCUCCAAGUGCCGCUAUCUUCCCUCCCGUCUUCACACCCCUCCUCAAAAGAAUUGCCUUUCCGGGAGUUUUACCACGCACCUCCAGCCCCCAUGCCCUUCUUCAGCACAGCCUGCGCUUGUGUAAUUGCAAUCAGAGCAGCGACUGGCAUGCUCACUGUCUGCGGAGCUGGGGGCAGAAGCCAGUCACGCCGGACUCUCCGCUGGCUCUAGUGGGCGAGGGUGUCUUGAUGUUAUGGGGGCUUCCUGGUCGUGGCUGAUUUAAGGCAGGGACAAGUGGGACCCUAGAGCAGCUGUGGACACUGGGAGUGGCGGCGCUGGAAGGGGCCACGAAGGCCAUCGGGUGCAACCGCCUGCUUUUGCAGGACACCGAGUCACACCGUCCCACUCGGCUGGGAGUGGCAGCCAAACAGCGCUGGAGGAGACCUGGCUGGGAAGUGGCGGAUUCUGUCACAAAUGCACAAUGAGAGACACCAGCUUGGCACAGAAAUGUCAUUUUGGGACCAGACUGAUACAUUUUCCCUUGAAAAAUAUGUUUCCUCUUGAAACGUCCUGGGAAUAUAGACAGAUUUAUGUAGCUGUUAUUUUUCUCUCUUAUUCCCUCACUAUCAUAAGAUCCACACACAGGAAACUCUGCUUUGCAGCACUCCUGCUAAAAUGAUCGUUUUAAAUGGGUGCAAAUGACUAAGACCUAAAAAGGAAGAGGAUCAUGAUUUGUAUUUCUCUAAUACAAAGAGGGGAAAACCCCAAAGACUGCAGCAUGACUCCCUGGAUAGAAGAGCUUAUACAAAUUAAAAUGCCUUUGCCAGCACAGAAGGGGAAUGUCCAGCAGGCCUCUCUGGGGUUGGCCUUUCAGAACCAAGGAGCCACUGCGGAGCAAGGUCUCCAGUGAUGGUCUGAGGCGGGGAGAAGACACACGUCUUGGGCUGAGAGCAGCUUCGCUUUUGGAGCAGCAGGGUCAGGAGGGCAUGCAAGCCAUGGGCCGGCUGAAGGCAGAGGGGGCGAGGCCGAAGUGCCAGCCUGUGGUAGCUUAAAGCUGUUUCCACUGGUGGUCGAGCUGUGGAGAAGGCACACCGCUCUUCUGGAGUGCAGAAACCUCCACUCGGCAGCUGGGAAAUGAGCGAGACGUGGCCCUGAGCAGGGGUUCUGCAGCCCCGGCCACGGCGUUCAGGCAGGUUGCUGUGCGGACAGCGGCUCCUUCCAGUCUUUGAAGCUCAGCACCAGCCUUUUAAACGGGCCUGGAAAUGGACCAGGAGCCAGUGACAUAGGAGCAGGCGAGGCUGCUAGUUUUGCUCUCUCCCCGGUUUGAAUUUCUAACAUUUUGGUUGUUCCGAAUCCAGAGUACGUUGAAAGCUGGAGGGUGGGGGAGACCUGAAACGAAAUGCUUACUCCUCUGUACCAGCCAAAUUUCCACCACACCAUGUGCCUGCCCCUAUGCUGCUAAGGACGAAGGGUACACCGGGCAAAAAAUUGGGGUGCAGUCCUAUGCAGGCUUAGGCAGAAGAAAAGCUCCCGGCAUGGCGCAGCAGCUCCCAUCCCGCCCAGACAUGUAGGACAGUUCCUUGAAGCGCCAGUCAAGCUGCUCACAGCUGUGCCACGUGCCCAGCCGCCUCCAGGGAGCCAGGCUAAUGGAACCAUCGCCAGCCUGUGCAACGCAGAGGGGCUUCCAGACAUGCCUUGAAUGCCUUACAGAAUCCUCAGGAGGUCUGGGUAUCCUCACGGCCACCAUUAGUACAACCUUCACCAACCAAAUGCGACACCUCUCAUUCCCAGAGAGCAUCCUGCAUUGAGCCAUGGACAUCCCAGGCGCUCUCAUCGGGCCUGAAUCAGACCGCGUAUCCGGCUCACCGGGAAAGUCAAUGAGGGUAUGCUGGUCUCAGUCAUAGCAAUGCCUUUGUAUUCCUGGCCUUGCUGUUACUGUGGAAUUAUCCUGCAAAGCCCCCGCCCUUUUGCAGCUGAUAAAACAAUAAAGGAUGGGAACGGUAAGGCAGAACCUCAUUUUUAA
Messenger RNA from Varanus komodoensis (Komodo dragon), 3345 nucleotides. RefSeq names its product caspase-1-like. The record is from RefSeq and is a predicted model, not a curated record. Gene Ontology annotation, molecular function: cysteine-type endopeptidase activity. Gene Ontology annotation, biological process: proteolysis; regulation of apoptotic process. NCBI's taxonomy places the organism in Eukaryota, Metazoa, Chordata, Lepidosauria, Squamata, Varanidae. Bases 7 to 1197 code for a protein of 396 amino acids. The transcript has 9 exons.